AUGGUGAAGCCCCUGAAGGGCGUGGUGGUAUCUAAUAAGAUGAUGAAGAGUGUGACGGUGAUGGUGGAGCGCAUAUACAAGCAUCCACGGUGGGGGAAGUACGUCAAGGCCAGGAAGAAGUACAUGGCGCACGACGAGAACAACAUGUGCGGCCCCGGCGAUAAGGUCCUCAUGGUCCACUCCAGGCCCCUCUCCAAGAACAAGAAGUGGGUUGUGACGGAGAUCCUUCGCAAGGAGCGGGUGUACGAUCACGACAACGUGGGCAAGCGGAAGGAGUUGCGCGUGUUCGACGGGGAUCUCGGACCGGCGAACGCGAACGCGGGGUCAUAG
Messenger RNA from Micromonas commoda, 330 nucleotides. RefSeq lists its product with no specific name. Gene Ontology annotation, biological process: translation. Gene Ontology annotation, cellular component: mitochondrion; ribosome. Gene Ontology annotation, molecular function: structural constituent of ribosome. The transcript has 3 exons. NCBI's taxonomy places the organism in Eukaryota, Viridiplantae, Chlorophyta, Mamiellophyceae, Mamiellales, Mamiellaceae. The record is from RefSeq and is a predicted model, not a curated record. The coding region runs from base 1 to 330 and encodes 109 amino acids.